Messenger RNA from Polistes canadensis, 3747 nucleotides. It is a transcript of the gene tam, whose product is annotated as DNA polymerase subunit gamma-1, mitochondrial. The transcript has a single exon. Gene Ontology annotation, molecular function: 3'-5' exonuclease activity; DNA binding; DNA-directed DNA polymerase activity. The record is from RefSeq and is a predicted model, not a curated record. Bases 1 to 3723 code for a protein of 1240 amino acids. Lineage: Eukaryota; Metazoa; Arthropoda; Insecta; Hymenoptera; Vespidae. Gene Ontology annotation, cellular component: gamma DNA polymerase complex; mitochondrion. Gene Ontology annotation, biological process: mitochondrial DNA replication.
AUGCGAAUAAAAACACGUUUAAUUCACAUUUGCAUAAGACAUAAAUGCACUACUAGUAAAGACGAUUCGUUUCGUUUCAAACAAUUUGUCAAGAAAAAGUUGAUUUUACGAAAUAAAAAGUCGGAAAAUUGUAAGGUUAGUAGUAGUAAUAGCGGUAUAACCUCAAACCAUGUGACUUCUAAUAUCAAUGAUCCUUUUUGCAAAGAAAGUAACUCGAAUAUCGACAUUUUCUCAUUUUCAUCUAAAGACAAAACUGAUACAAAUAUAUCUAAAGAAUUUUAUGCAAUAAAUGAACCUAAAUUGCCAGACAAUUUCGAGCAAGCAUUUCUAUUUCCAUUAAAGGAUCAAAACUAUUCAUCACAAAUUAAACAUAGUAAUAACAGUAACAAAUAUACAAAGAAUAUACAAGAUAAAAAUAUAGAACAAUCUGAAAAUGAUAAUAAAAAUGAUAAUAUUAAUAGUAUUACUAGAUUUAAUGAAAUCAAUAUGCAAAUGCUUUCUAAGCCAUUGCACGAGUACUUGUUUAAUAAAAAUGAGAAACAUGUGCAUCUUCCUCAAGAUACAAUAGAUAGUAUUAAAAAGAAUUUACAAAAAUAUGGAAUAAAUACAGAAAAUGUAAAACCAAUACCGGACAUCGAUAUAAGUUUACCUCCUUUAAAAGGAAAGGAUUUAGAAGAACAUUUUUAUAAUAUUGCUAUGGAACAAAUAGCUCCUUACUUAAACAUUGUGAAUAAGAUUAUUACCGUUGUACCUGAAAUGCCUUCAAAAUGGUUGCUACAAAAAGGUUGGACCAGAUAUACAAGCGAUGGUGCAGAAUGCGUUAAUUAUCCUUUAGAAGAAGAAAUGAUUCUAGAUGUAGAAGUCUGUAUGAAAGAAGGUCCGUUACCUACCUUAGCUACAGCUGUUACCAAUAAAGCAUGGUAUGGAUGGGUUUCACCAAUUUUAGUAGAGAAUGUAGAAGGUAAUUUUGGUAGUAAUUAUUUUACUCCGAACAUGUUGAUUCCUAUAGAAAGCAAUGCGGAUGAAUGUGGUAUUAAAUUAAAUAAUUAUCAUCAAAAACCUAAGAUCAUUAUAGGCCAUAAUGUUUCAUAUGAUAGAAUGAAGAUAAAAGAACAAUAUUGGUUGAAUUCUACCGCAACACGUUUCAUAGAUACAAUGUCAAUGCAUAUAUGUGUUAGCGGAUUGAAUAGUUAUCAGAGAACUAUUUUGAAAAGUGAACAAUUAAAUAAGUCUACUGAAAAUUGGGUUAACUCUACUUCAACUAACAGUUUGAGCGAAGUGCAUAAACUUUAUUGCGGAGAAAAUAUCAGCAAAGAACAAAGAAAUAUAUUUGUAGAAGGAUCUUUGGAUGAUAUAAGAGAACAAUUUAAUGAUUUAAUGUCUUAUUGUGCUUCCGAUGUACUGGCUACUUAUAGGGUCUUCCAUAAAUUAUUUCCAAUUUUUCAAGAAAGAUUUCCACACCCUGUUACUUUUGCUGGAAUGUUAGAACUUGGCUGCGCAUAUCUUCCAGUGAAUUCCAAUUGGCAAAGAUAUUUGGAGGAAGCAGAAUCUACUUACGAAGACUUGAAUUAUGAAUCUAAAAUUAUACUCACUAAAAGAGCAGACACUGUUUGUAAAUUAAUGCAUAAUGAAAAAUACAAAGAGAAUUUAUGGAUGUGGGAUCAGGAUUGGAGUACUCAAAAUAUUAAGAUGAAAAAUUCUCUCUCUCAAAAAAAAUUACAAGAAUUAAAAGAGAAAGAGAAUAAUAAUAAAGAAAUUAAGUUUGUAAGUUCAGAGUCAUAUCUAACAGAUGAAGAAGACGAAGAUCCCUUACAAAAAGAAUUUUCUUAUCUAGAAGAAACGAAAUACUUGUUACCAGCUAGAGUACCAUAUAUGGCAGGGUAUCCUUCUUGGUAUAGAAAACUUUGUCCUAAGCAUAUUGAUGAAAAUUGGGAACCUGGACCACAACUUAUAAGUACGUCUAUGCAAAUUACACCUAAACUUUUAAACUUAACAUGGGAGAAUUAUCCUUUGCAUUAUAUUAAGGAACAUGGUUGGGGUAUACUAGUACCAUAUAGCGAUGAUUUAGAUGUUGAAACUAAAUUACCUCUAAAACAACUAUUAGAACAAUGUCCUUUAUCUAAGUCAACUAAUUUUCAAGCUUCUACAAACGAUACAAUGUUAACAUUAAAUAAAGAAGUAGAGAAAGAUCUUUACAAAGUAGAAUUUUGGAGAUAUAAAAAAAGAGAGAAGGCAGAUUAUGAUAUAAAGUACAAAGGUUCUGGAAUUUGGUGCGAUGUUAUUUUAGAUAAUAGUUGUUAUUUUUUCAAAUUACCACACAAAGAUGGUAUCAAUUACAACGUCGGUAAUCCUUUGGCUAAAGAUUUUUUGAACAAAUUUUCGGAUAAUAUACUUGCUGGAUUAGAUUCGAGUGCUACACAAAUUUUGAAAAUAGCAAGAAAGCUAUCUUAUUGGAGAAACAACAGAGAUAGGAUAAUGUCUCAAAUGGUUGUCUGGUUUGAAAAGCAUUGUUUGCCAAAUAAUUUAAAAAAACAUAAGAUACGGUAUGGUGCAAUAAUUCCACAAGUAGUUGUAUGUGGUACGUUAACAAGACGAGCAGUAGAACCAACGUGGAUGACUGCCUCUAAUGCACACGUUGAACGUAUAGGCUCUGAAUUACGAUCUAUGAUACAAGCUCCACCAGGAUAUAACAUCGUUGGUGCCGACGUCGACAGUCAGGAAUUGUGGAUUGCAUCAAUUAUUGGAGAUGCAUAUUAUAUGAAAGUACAUGGAGCUACACCUUUUGGAUGGAUGACUUUAAUAGGCAACAAAUCAAAUGGUACAGAUAUGCACAGUGUUACUGCAAAGGCUAUUGGAAUAUCUAGAGAUCAUGCUAAAGUAAUAAACUAUGCUAGAAUUUAUGGUGCUGGGCAAAAGUUUGCUGAAAGAUUAUUAAAACAGUUUAAUCCUACCAUGGCUGAAAGCGAGGCUGUUUCUAAAUCACGAAAAAUGUUUGCUCUAACUAAAGGUAAUAAGGUAUACACAUUGAAAUCGGAAUACAUUAACGAGGAUUUUGAAGAUAAGAAAUAUUCAACAUAUGAAGCAAUCAAACUAGCAAAAGCUUUUAAUAAACCACUGAAGGAAAUGUUUAACAAAAGCAAAUGGAUUGGUGGAUCAGAAUCAGCGAUGUUUAAUAGGCUUGAAGAAAUAGCUUGUAGUUCUAAUCCUGUAACACCAUUUUUAAACUGUAGGCUUAGUCGAGCAUUAGAAAAUAAUAACGAAGAAGAAAAAUAUCUGCCAACUAAAGUCAAUUGGGUAGUACAAAGUGGUGCUGUUGAUUUCCUCCAUUUAAUGUUGGUUUCAAUGAGAUGGCUAAUGCAAGAUAAUGCAAGGUUUUGUCUUUCUUUUCACGACGAAGUAAGAUAUUUAGUUCCAUCAAGGUACAAAUACAAUGCUGCUUUAGCAAUGCACAUAACGAAUCUUAUGACAAGAUCUUUCUGUGCCUUAAGACUUGGUAUGAAUGAUUUACCAAUGUCAGUUGCUUUCUUUGCAUCCGUAGAAGUAGAUACAGUUCUUCGUAAAGAAUCAAGUCAAGAUUCAAAGACUCCAUCUAAUCCUCAUGGGCUUGAAAGUGGAUAUGGUAUUCCUAUUGGAGAAAGUUUAGAUAUACACGCGGCAUUGGAAAAAUCUGGUAGAUCUUUAGGAUCGUGGCAUCGAACGAAACGUGAUAAAAAGAAAACGUGAUUUGAUUAAAAAAAAAAUAUAUAU